Messenger RNA from Trichosurus vulpecula (common brushtail), 966 nucleotides. RefSeq names its product transmembrane protease serine 12-like. The transcript is spliced from 5 exons. Bases 16 to 966 code for a protein of 316 amino acids. Gene Ontology annotation, biological process: proteolysis; acrosome reaction. Gene Ontology annotation, molecular function: serine-type endopeptidase activity. NCBI's taxonomy places the organism in Eukaryota, Metazoa, Chordata, Mammalia, Diprotodontia, Phalangeridae. The record is from RefSeq and is a predicted model, not a curated record.
CGCCCCACACCUAAGAUGGGGCCUUGGCUUGUGGGCGCCUCCCUGUGGUUAGUUUGGGGCAGCUUCGCGAAGUACGUGAGGGACCAAGAGGUGCCCUUUGACCAGAAUUGUGGAAGAGUGCCAUUGGUGAAUGUGAUGUCAGGAUCUCGAAUUGUAGGUGGUCACAAGGCUGAGCUUGGAGGGUGGCCAUGGAUAGUAAGCCUGCAGGUCGUGAUAUUUCCUAGAACUAUACAUGUAUGUGGAGGAUCCAUAAUAAAUGAAAACUGGAUCCUCACAGCUGCACACUGCCUUAAGGAUAUCAGAGAGCCACAAUUUUGGAGAGCUGUGGUUGGAGUUCAUAAUCUUUUACAGAGACAUCGGAAAACUAAGAAAAUAAAAAUUAAAGCAAUCAUUAUUCAUCCACGGUUCAUCCCGGAUACAUAUGCAAAUGAUAUUGCACUUUUUCAUUUAAAAAGAGCUGUGAGUUAUAAUGACUAUGUUCAGCCUAUCUGCCUACCAUUUUUUAAAGAGUUGUUUAACUUGAAUGCCAGUACAAGGUGCUUUGUAAGUGGCUGGGGCAAAACAACAGAAGAAGGCAAUGCUUCAAACACUCUACAAGAAGCUGAACUACAUUAUAUUCCCUGGGACACCUGUAAUAGGGAGGAAGGUUAUGGAGGACGAGUUGUUGCAACUUCAUUUUGUGCAGGUGAAGAAGAUGGAAUUGUUGAUACUUGCCUGGGUGACAGUGGUGGGCCUUUAAUGUGUUACGUUCCAGAUGACGGCAAAUUUUACUUAAUGGGAAUUACCAGUUUUGGAUAUGGUUGUGGCAGAAAAAAUUACCCUGGCGUUUAUGUCCAGGUGCAAUUCUUCAGAACAUGGGUGAUAAACCAAGUGCUUCAGGCAGCUGCUGAAGACAGAAAUAAGAAAAAUAGACAGGGGCAGAUCCUUCUUAUUGUAGUCUUUUUCAGUUUACUAGUGGCCACAUAA